Molecule: messenger RNA, 1745 nt
Organism: Panonychus citri (citrus red mite)
Lineage: Eukaryota; Metazoa; Arthropoda; Arachnida; Trombidiformes; Tetranychidae
Exons: 2
Coding region: 249-1580 (443 amino acids)
Source: RefSeq, a predicted model, not a curated record
GAAAAGUAAGAAAAAAAUCUUCAUUUCUUUUGAAUCUCUCGAGUCGAUGAGUUUGUUUAUAUUUCUUCACAUUUGAUUUACUCUCGACUUCGACUGAUGGCAAUUUAUUAAUUUCUUUCUCUUAUUAGAUUUCUAAUUAUGAUCAAAUUUCGAUCAUCUUAACAACCAAUUCAACAAACUUAAAUUCUGAUAAUCAGUUGAUUAUUUGAAAAAUCAAAUCGAUACAACAAAACAAUAAAAACAACAGAAUGAAAAUUUUUACUUCCAAAGUCCAAUGGAUUAUUUAUAAUCAGUUAAUUACCAUCACACUAAUUGUUUCAAUUUCUCCAAUUGUGACCAGUCAGCUAAUCAAUGACAGAGUGAUUAAAGAUGUAGCUCAACGUGUAAAGAAAUUACUAGAUGGUAAUCUUGACGAAAAGGGAGUUCUCAAUGUGAACAAAUGGUUCAAUGACAAUCUAGAAGAUCCAAUUUACAUUUCGACAAUUAAUAUCUCCGAAUCGGGAACUUUGACCUCAUAUAAGGGGACAUUUCGUAAAAUGGAAUUGACCGGAUUAAAAUCAUUCUUUAUUGAGACAAUUGAAUUAAAUGUUGGCUCUCUUGAUUUCAAUGUGACCGCUCGAAUACCCAAUCUACUGUUAACUGGACAGUACAAAUUAAAGGGUAAAAUUGCCGUUCUUCCGGUUUCCGGUAAUGGCUCAUUUUAUAUGAACUUUACCGAUGUAUUGGUGACCUGUGUCACCGGUUUUACCAUUGAAAGUGGUACAAUUAAAGCGUCAACGGUUAAAUUGGACACAAUUCCAGGGGAAAUUGAUUUACAGUUCGAGGGUCUUUACGGCGGUGGUGCGGCCUCAGCGUUUUCCAACACGAUACUUAACGUCCUAAGUCACAGUUUAUUUGAUGGAAUCAAAUCAAAUACCUUACCCUCAAUGGAGAGACAAAUGAAGGAGAAAAUUAAUUCCAAAAUAAAGAUAAUCAAUAUCAGCCGAUUAUCACCUACAUCCGAUUCUCUGGUCGAUGGUUGGAUCAGUAGAGUUCAAACAAUGAUUAAAGAUAAAGAUUACGAUCCUUAUCCAUUGGUCAAUGAGACUAAAUCAUUUUCGAUUAAUCUACUUGGAUCUAAGAUUAGUGGUCAAUUGGCUAAUGGGACAAUUUAUGGUUUAUCAACUUUAGUCCGAACUGGACCAAUUAAAGUGAUCUAUGUUAAUGAUACUCUUUUACUUGAAAUCACCAUGGGAUUAACUGGAUUAACGGCAACCUUUGACUGGUCUCUAUCCAUUGGGUCAUUGGAACAUCGAUCUGGUUCAUUAACAUUCAAUGUAACUAAUUUAUCGACAUUCACCCGAUUAGUUCAACCGCUGGUUAAAGGUUCUUCUUUGGAAUUGAACGAUUUUUCGAUAGUCGAGUUUGGACAUAUCUGGUUAGAUGUUGAUGGACUGGGAACAUCUGAUUAUAUCCUCGAGAUUAUCAGUAAUUUAGCUCUGAAUAGUUUCAAGAAAUCUUUAGGUGAUAUUCUUGCCCCUCCGAUUAAAACUUCAAUGAAAUCAACUUUAUCUCAACAAUCAAUUACUUUCCUCAGCUGAUCAACCAUUGGUAAUCAAGGUAAAGAAAACUAAUGCUACUGGUUUUGAAUUUCAUGUUUCAUUCAUGUGAAUGUUUCAGAGAUUCAUGAAUUCAAUAAAUCAUUUUUAUAGAAAUGAUUCUGUAAUUCUCGUACGUCUAAUUAAUAAAUCUGAGUUUAAUUUUUU